CGGCCCCCCGCCACCAUGCACCGAUCACUCCACGCCUGCCGCCGCCUCGGCCGCUCCGCCGGGCUCCUGCUCUCCCGGCCGCCGCCCUCGCUGGAUCCCGCCGGCCCCCGCUGGAUCCCGCCGCCCCGCGCCGCCAUGUCCACUAAAGAGGCUUUUAGGAUAGAAUAUGAUACUUUUGGUGAACUGAAGGUCCCAAGUGACAAAUACUAUGGUGCCCAAACUGUAAGAUCUACAAUGAACUUCAAAAUUGGAGGUGUUUCAGAAAGGAUGCCAGUUCAAGUCAUAAGGGCUUUUGGCAUCUUGAAGAGAGCAGCUGCUGAAGUAAAUCAAGAUUAUGGUCUCGACCCAAAGAUUGCUAAAGCCAUUGUACAGGCAGCAAAUGAGGUAGCUGAAGGAAAAUUAAAUGAUCACUUCCCAUUGGUAGUGUGGCAGACUGGGUCUGGAACUCAAACCAAUAUGAAUGUCAACGAAGUCAUCAGCAACAGAGCCAUUGAGAUAAUGGGGGGCACCCUGGGGAGCAAAAAGCCAGUACAUCCGAAUGACCAUGUUAACAAAAGCCAGAGUUCAAAUGACACUUUCCCAACAGCAAUGCAUAUUGCUGCUGCCCAGGAGGUUAAUGAGGUGUUGUUACCUGGACUGAAGAAGCUACAGAAUGCACUUGAAGGGAAAUCCAAAGAGUUUUCCCAAAUCAUAAAAAUAGGGCGCACUCAUACGCAAGAUGCUGUUCCACUUACACUUGGACAGGAAUUUAGUGGUUAUGUGCAACAAAUCAAAUAUGGUGUGGCUAGGAUUGAAUCAACCAUGCCAAGAGUAUAUCAGCUGGCAGCUGGCGGGACUGCAGUUGGCACAGGAUUAAACACAAGAAUUGGCUUUGCUGAGAAAGUUGCUGCUAAAGUGGCUGAACUGACAGGUUUGCCUUUUGUCACUGCUCCAAAUAAGUUUGAAGCGCUUGCAGCCCAUGAUGCUCUAGUUGAACUCAGUGGAGCCAUGAACACGGUGGCAUGUAGUCUGAUGAAAAUAGCUAAUGAUAUUCGUUUCCUGGGUUCUGGACCACGCUCUGGACUAGGAGAACUCAUCCUGCCUGAAAAUGAACCAGGAAGCAGCAUCAUGCCAGGAAAAGUGAACCCUACCCAGUGUGAAGCUGUAACCAUGGUGGCAGCCCAAGUUAUGGGAAACCAUGUUGCUGUUACUGUAGGAGGAAGCAAUGGACACUUUGAACUGAAUGUCUUUAAGCCCAUGAUGAUUAAAAAUGUUUUAAACUCUGCAAGACUUCUUGGAGAUGUGUGUGUUUCUUUCACUGACAACUGUGUAGUAGGAAUUCAAGCCAAUACGGAGAGGAUCAACAAACUGAUGAAUGAAUCUUUGAUGUUGGUAACAGCACUGAACCCACAUAUAGGAUAUGAUAAAGCAGCUAAGAUUGCCAAAACUGCGCACAAAGAGGGGACAACGUUAAAAGAAGCUGCUAUAAAGCUGGGGUUCCUUACGUCAGACCAGUUUGAUCAGUGGGUGAAGCCUAAAGAUAUGUUAGGUCCUCAGUAACUUCUGUACAAAAUAAAAAAGUGUUCUUAAUAUAAAAAAAUAAAACAAAUAUGAUAUCACAGAA
Messenger RNA from Neopelma chrysocephalum (saffron-crested tyrant-manakin), 1603 nucleotides. RefSeq names its product fumarate hydratase (gene FH). Gene Ontology annotation, molecular function: fumarate hydratase activity. Gene Ontology annotation, cellular component: mitochondrion; tricarboxylic acid cycle heteromeric enzyme complex. The coding region runs from base 16 to 1539 and encodes 507 amino acids. Gene Ontology annotation, biological process: malate metabolic process; tricarboxylic acid cycle; fumarate metabolic process. NCBI's taxonomy places the organism in Eukaryota, Metazoa, Chordata, Aves, Passeriformes, Pipridae. The transcript has 10 exons. The record is from RefSeq and is a predicted model, not a curated record.